Messenger RNA from Porites evermanni, 766 nucleotides. NCBI's taxonomy places the organism in Eukaryota, Metazoa, Cnidaria, Anthozoa, Scleractinia, Poritidae. The record is from the annotation of a GenBank genome assembly.
AAGCAUUGUUCAAAAUGCCACAGGCUGUUGACAGUCUGUAACAAGGAUAAGUGCAAAGGGAAACAAACAGCAACACGACGAUCUCUUGUGUUUCAAGCUCAAGCAUCAUCAAAGAUAAAGCCACCCAUAGUUACACCUGAUGCUACACCCACUGCCAGACUCACAGCUAUUCCUACACCCUCAACCACACCUGCUGCUAUAACAACAGCUACACCAUUGAAAGAAUUCCCAUCAUUCAGGAAUGGAUCAGGUGGUAUUUUUAAUUCCUGUCACCAGGACGCACUGUUGGUGAUUUUAAAUGAAAUUUUUAUACGAAAUCCACCGUUCCUACAUGUAAUUACAUCUAUAAGUGAAUCACGCUGUAUGAAGACACUCAAGGAAAUGCAUCAAAGGUUCAAGGAAGGAAAAUUUCAUGAAAGUAAAAUGCAACUUUGGACUUGGUUGCAGAAUAGCACUCCAAAAUGGUAGGAUGUACUAUGGUCUUGGAAAGCAAUGUUCCAUAGAGGCUAUCUUACCUGCCAUAAGACAAAAACUAUCUGACAGUGAAAGCACAUUCCUUAGAUUUUCCACUAAAACAAGCAAACAAUGUUUAAGCCAUGCUGACCAUGCCCACCCUGCAAAAGAAAUGUUAAAGGCAACUUACAGAAUAGUGGAAGAAAAUUUCAUACCUGAGGACAGAGUUGACAAUAAAGACACUAAGAGCCCUGUAAUCAUUACAAAGCAUUUCCAACAUCUCGUAGCUGACACUGGCACAACUUGGCUAUGA